Molecule: messenger RNA, 1167 nt
Organism: Parnassius mnemosyne (clouded apollo)
Lineage: Eukaryota; Metazoa; Arthropoda; Insecta; Lepidoptera; Papilionidae
Source: the annotation of a GenBank genome assembly
AUGGAGGCUCUAGAAAGAAGAGGAAAAUUAUUGGCAUACGCGGCAGUAAUGUUUAUCGUGUUUUGGUCGCAAUGUAAAGGAGUGGAAGGGCACAGGAAUUCCACUAAGAUGUCCUACGUGUGCCCGCCGCAGUUCGUCCGUCUCGGACACAGCUGCUACUUCUUCAGUGACAACAAGGCUACAUGGCAAAACGCCUUGUUCUCCUGCAAAGAUCGAGACAGCAAUUUGUCGGUGCCAGCCCGAUGGGAGGACAGGAAUCUCCGCAACUACCUCAACAAACACGACGUUGAGAAAGCGAGCCGUUGGAUUGGCGGCAUCUACGAUUACAGUGCUCGAGCGUGGAAGUGGGGCGGGGAGUUGCGUCAGAUGCACUAUCAGUCGUUCUCCAAGAUGAAGAAGCUGGCCCCGGAGGAGCUCAAGUGGAACUGUAUCGCCAUGAUGCCGGAACUACUUUACAGAUGGGCACCGCGAAGCUGCGUCGAAGCAAGGCAAUACAUUUGCCAAACGAAACUCCGCAAGGUGCCGAAGUCGAAGCUUAAAGAUCUCCGGCGACGCUGGCAACGAAUGGGCAAGAUCAAUGAGAUAACAGCACCCAGCGUCAGCAGGGAGGUCAACGACCCCAUGUCCAACGACGUCACGAGCAACCCUGUACUCAACCCGAAAUCCUUCGACCUCCGGCCCAACCCACUAAGAGUUGGACCGAAGGGGCACGACCGUAGACCAAACCCGAUCCGAAAUAACCCGAAAAUGUACAACCUAAGACCAAAUGAGUUAAGAAAGAGAUCUAGACCAAAUGCGCAUAGACGGCUUACGAGACCAUUCCCUGGUUACAAAUGGAACCGUCACGACCCGGAAGCGUCAUUCCGUUACAACGCGGAGCUCCUCCGUUCCGGACGCACAGGCCUCAGUCCUCAGCAGAUCAAGGGUCACCUGGCCCGUCUCCAGCAUCUACGAGACAAGCAAAUUUUACGCCGCAAACGCCUGCGCGACAGAGAGGACUGGCUGGUUAAUGACGCUCGACCAGCACUGACCCACACCCAUGUCAGGACGUACACAGUGGACAACAACAUAAGCGCGCUCCACCCAAAAACGAUUGUUGAAGAGUUCGACAUGAUGCCGCCACCCCCUCCUAUGGCUCUCCCCCGUCCCGCUCGCGGCGCUGGUUAA